Molecule: messenger RNA, 1187 nt
Organism: Dromiciops gliroides (monito del monte)
Lineage: Eukaryota; Metazoa; Chordata; Mammalia; Microbiotheria; Microbiotheriidae
Gene: TMEM165
Product: transmembrane protein 165
Exons: 6
Coding region: 116-1093 (325 amino acids)
Biological process (GO): manganese ion transmembrane transport; Golgi calcium ion transport; Golgi calcium ion homeostasis
Cellular component (GO): Golgi apparatus
Molecular function (GO): manganese ion transmembrane transporter activity; calcium ion transmembrane transporter activity
Source: RefSeq, a predicted model, not a curated record
CCUGCGCAGUCCCGCGGCCCGGGGGGACGCGGAACGCGGCUGCCCGAGCCGAAGGUUUCCUGCCCCACUUCCUCCUCGUCGCCCUCCUGGUGCGUCGGCUCUCUCGGCCGGCGGGAUGGCGGCGCCGGGGGGCCGUCGGCGGUCUCCUCAGCCUCUGCUCCUGCCGCCGCCGCUGCUCCUGCUCGUACUGCUGCUGACCCCGCUCGGGGUCCGAGCGGUGCCCGAGGAAGACGCCGGUAGCCGGAACAAGGAGGCUCCGGCACCUCCCCAGCAGCUCCAGCCGCAGCCGGCCGAGGCUCAGGGGCCAGAGGCGGCUCGUGCCGAGAAAGGACCUACACCAGCUUCCCCGGUUCAUAUUAAUAAUGACGAUCCUGCUGGCCAGACUAAUUUGGGAUUCAUCCAUGCAUUUGUGGCUGCCAUAUCAGUUAUUAUUGUUUCUGAAUUAGGGGAUAAGACAUUCUUUAUAGCUGCCAUCAUGGCCAUGCGAUAUAACCGUUUGACUGUGCUAGCUGGUGCUAUGCUGGCCCUGGGCCUGAUGACAUGUUUAUCUGUUUUGUUUGGCUAUGCCACCACGGUUAUUCCCAGAGUAUACACAUAUUAUGUGUCAACUGCAUUAUUUGCAAUUUUUGGUAUCAGAAUGCUUAGGGAAGGCUUGAAGAUGAGUCCAGAUGAGGGUCAGGAGGAAUUGGAAGAAGUUCAAGCAGAAAUAAAGAAAAAAGAUGAAGAACUUCAAAGAACCAAACUCUUAAAUGGGCCAGGAGAUAUUGAGACUGGCACAAGUACAACCAUACCUCAGAAAAAGUGGCUGCACUUUAUUUCUCCUAUUUUUGUUCAAGCUCUUACUUUAACAUUCUUAGCAGAAUGGGGUGAUCGCUCUCAACUAACUACAAUUGUUUUGGCAGCAAGAGAGGACCCUUACGGUGUGGCAGUAGGUGGAACAGUGGGACAUUGCUUAUGCACUGGAUUGGCAGUCAUUGGAGGAAGAAUGAUAGCACAAAAAAUAUCUGUUAGGACUGUUACAAUCAUAGGAGGAAUUGUCUUCUUGGCGUUUGCCUUCUCUGCAUUAUUUAUAAGUCCUGACUAUGGUUUUUAAUAAGAGUCCUCUCCAUUUGUAUUUAGAAUAUAAGAUAGGGUGUUGCCUAUCUUUUUGUACAUGUGUAUAUUAAGUGACUAUGAAAAAUGCUGUA